AUGCAGACCAGCUGCGGAGGACGGCGGCAGGCGGCCCCUGGGGCGGGAGAGGUGGCGGAGCUGGGAGGUGCACAGCCCGGAGUAGAGGCGCGGCGUCAGUGCCGGGAGAAGCAGCCGAGGGCGGCCCCCAAGGAACGAGGCCUGGGAGAACGGCGCCAACAUAGGCCCCGCAAAGCCACACUCAAAGGUGGGGCCGGGGACCGCCGCCGUCUUCCUCAAGCCUCCGCGGGGGCCGCCAUGCCCGCCUCCAUCACGCGCAGGCGCAUCUACCAGGAAGGCUUGGGUGGGCGGAGUCAAGAGCCGGAAGUGCCCCGGCGCACCGGUCUUCCCCCGAAACCGGCCAGCAGGAACUGCUCUGAGGUGCCGCUUCCAGCCGUAACGCUGGGUUGCUGGGCAACCGGUGCGGGUGGCGCCGGCGGGCUCAGUGCUGCACCGAGUAAGCCGAGCGUAGCUCCCACCUCCUGCCCUGGCAACUUCCCGUCCCGCCCGCUUCCCUUCUUGCCGCCUCUCCUUGCGUCGCGGAAUCCCUGCCCUUGGCACUACGUGCACCUCUCCGGCUCCCACGACACUUUCGUGCCCACCUGCUUCGAAGCCAAGCUUCACCGAAAGCGAAGCGGUCUGACCCUGGGCGUGGCCUGCACGUUGACGGACCGCGCCUCUCCGGCCAUGGCCACCUACACCUACACCAGCCAGCCCCGGGCCCUGCCUUGUCAGCGCCGCCGUUACCGGGACGACCAGAUGCAGCCAGCUGAAGAACCUAUGCGUUACGGAAACAUAAUGUAUGACAGAAGAGUGAUCCGAGGCAACACUUAUGCUCUGCAGACAGUACCACUGCCUGGGCAGCCCGAUCCUGCAGAGAUUCAGAGACAGCAGCAGGCUAAGAGGAGGGCUCUUGCCAAAAAACGAGCCCAAGAACAGCUCAGACCACGAACGCCCGAACCCGUGGAAGGCAGAAAGCAUGUAGAUGUGCAGACAGAAUUAUACCUUGAAGAAAUUGCUGACCGCAUAAUAGAAGUUGACGUGGAAUGCCAAACAGAUGCAUUUUUGGACAAACCACCAACACUGCUCUUUAUUCCUGCCAAAACUGGCAAAGAUGUGGCCACCCAAAUUCUAGAAGGAGAGCUCUUUGACUUUGAUCUUGAAGUUAAACCAAUGUUAGAAGUUUUGGUGGGAAAGACCAUCGAGCAGUCUCUUCUGGAAGUAAUGGAAGAAGAAGAGUUGGCGAACCUGCGGGCCAGUCAGUGCGCACAUGAGGAGUUACGCAAUGUCGAGCUUGCGGAAGUUCAGAGACUUGAAGCGCGAGAGAGACGACACCGAGAGGAAAAAGAACGUCGUAAGCAACAGCAGUGGCAAGUGGUUCACAAGCAUAACGAGACUGCACAGAAAAUCGCCGCCCAAGCGUUUGCACAGCGUUACCUGGCCGACCUUCUCCCUUCUGUUUUCAGCAGCCUCAGGGAUGGUGGCUACUUUUAUGAUCCUGUUGAAAGAGAUAUUGAGAUAGGAUUCCUUCCAUGGCUAAUGAAUGAAGUUGACAAAACCACGGAGUGCAGCAUGGUUGGAAGAACAGUGGUUGACAUGUUGAUUCGUGAGGUGGUUGAGAAACGACUGAGUCUGUAUGAGCGUAAGGAGGACAAGCACUCUUCUCUGAAACCUGAGGAUGGGCUCAGUGGUCCUGGAGGAAUGAGAGAUCCACUGGUGGGCUACGAAUCCCAGGAUCACGGUGCAUCACAGGCACAGAGGCCACUUCCAGACAGAGACUCCCUGCAAAGAACACCAUAUGAUGCAAGGUAUAUGGAGAGAGUGUCAUCCCAAGACAGGAAGCUUAUGGAAGAAGAGGACGAGCAAACAGAAAUGAGGAAAUCCUUCAGGAGUAAAGAACCGUUGCAGUAGAGGGGAGCUUCGGAGCCGUGGAACCCAUCAGCAGCCAGUCAGCAUCGUGAGCAAUCAGGUAAUGAUGCGCGAGUCCCCUCAGGUUAUGCAUUAGGUUGUGUUUAGUCAACAUGUCUUCUUGUCUAAUGGACUGAGCAAAUCCAAUACGUUGAAAUAAUAAAACUAAUUUUUAAAAUGAAA
Messenger RNA from Eubalaena glacialis (North Atlantic right whale), 2070 nucleotides. It is a transcript of the gene RSPH3, whose product is annotated as radial spoke head 3. The transcript is spliced from 9 exons. Gene Ontology annotation, cellular component: cilium. Lineage: Eukaryota; Metazoa; Chordata; Mammalia; Artiodactyla; Balaenidae. The record is from RefSeq and is a predicted model, not a curated record. Bases 1 to 1890 code for a protein of 629 amino acids.